CCCGCCAUGCCCCCGAAAAAAGUCGUCCAAGAGGAAGUCCUCGGCCCGUGGUCGCUCGGUCGAUUCUCGAGCAACCUCAAGGUCGGCAUCGUCGGUAUGCCCAACGUGGGGAAGUCCACGCUGUAUAACGCGCUGACGAACUGCGCGAUCCCGGCGGAGAACUUUCCAUUUUGCACGAUCGAGCCGAACAGCACGCGCGUCAACGUGCCGGACGCGAGAUUCGAUUGGCUCGUCGAGCAAAACAAACCCAAGAGCGUGGUGGCGCCGUAUUUAGAGAUUGUCGAUAUCGCGGGGUUGGUGAAAGGGGCGUCCACGGGCGCUGGACUCGGAAACUCGUUUUUGUCGCACAUUAAAGCCGUCGACGGCAUCGCGCACGUGAUGCGAUGCUUCGAGGACGCGGAUGUCAUACACGUCGAGGAUCGCGUCGAUCCGGUGGAUGAUAUCGAAAUCAUCACAUCUGAGUUGCGGGCGAAGGAUUUGGAAUUCAUGAGCGCGCUGAAGGAAAAAACGGAGAAGGAGGUCACGCGCGCGGCGAACGCGAUGGCGGCCAAGGAGCAAAAGCAAGAGUUGGAGACGAUUUGUAAGGUCGUCGAUUGGCUCGAGAGCGGGAAGGAGGUUCGUCACGGCAUGGAGCAGUGGACGUCGAAUGAUGUGAUGUACUUGAACAAGUAUCAGUUGUUGACGGCCAAACCGGUGAUUUACUUGGUCAACCUGAGCCGUAAAGAUUUCGAACGCAAAAAGAAUAAAUUCUUGGUCAAGAUUCACGAGUGGGUGCAGGCGCACGGUGGCGGCACCAUAAUUCCGUUUUCCGCCGAAGUCGAGAGCGAGCUUCAACACGUCGCGGAAGAGGACAAGGCGCAGUGGUGCAAGGACCGAGGCGUGCAAACGAUGCUGCCGAAGAUUAUCACGACGGCUUUCUCCACCGUGCACUUGAUUUACUUCUUCACCGCGGGACCAGACGAGGUCAAGGCUUGGUGCAUUCGUAAAGGAUACAAAGCGCCGCAAGCCGCGGGCGCGAUUCACACCGAUUUUGAGCGCGGUUUCAUCUGUGCCGAAGUCAUGGCGUUUGACGAUUUGAAAGAGCUCGGUUCCGAGCAAGCGGUGAAAACUGCGGGCAAGUAUCGACAGGAAGGGAAAACGUAUACGGUGCAGGACGCCGACGUCAUCUUCUUCAAGUUCAACGUCAGCGGUGCGGCGAAAAAGAAAUAAUCGAU
Ostreococcus lucimarinus CCE9901 is the source of this 1214-nucleotide messenger RNA. RefSeq lists its product with no specific name. The transcript has 2 exons. Gene Ontology annotation, cellular component: cytoplasm. Bases 7 to 1209 code for a protein of 400 amino acids. Gene Ontology annotation, molecular function: ATP hydrolysis activity; GTP binding; ATP binding. NCBI's taxonomy places the organism in Eukaryota, Viridiplantae, Chlorophyta, Mamiellophyceae, Mamiellales, Bathycoccaceae. The record is from RefSeq and is a predicted model, not a curated record.